Colletotrichum orchidophilum is the source of this 1197-nucleotide messenger RNA. Its product is annotated as dihydrouridine synthase. Gene Ontology annotation, biological process: tRNA processing. The transcript has 5 exons. The coding region runs from base 1 to 1197 and encodes 398 amino acids. The record is from RefSeq and is a predicted model, not a curated record. Gene Ontology annotation, molecular function: flavin adenine dinucleotide binding; tRNA dihydrouridine synthase activity. NCBI's taxonomy places the organism in Eukaryota, Fungi, Ascomycota, Sordariomycetes, Glomerellales, Glomerellaceae.
AUGGGUGCCCCUAUUGUCGCCAUGGCGGCCGAUCUCUAUAAUGGGACUAUUUCAGAUAGGACACAUCCCCUAAAAAUAUUUGAUGCCGCCAAGAGCCAGGAUAGAUUUCUGAACGUCUCAGCCCCUAUGCUCGCUUUUCGGCAAACCGUUCAUGAAUACGGCACCGAUCUCUGCUGGACACCCAUGAUCCUUUCGAAGGAGUUCAAUCGCAACAACUUUGCCCGCGAUAGUGACCUCACGAUAUCCACUCGUGGGGUCCAACCCCCCACGAUAGUUCAGUUUGGCUCAAACAGCCCUCUCGAGCUCGCCCGCUCAUCAUCUCUUGCCGCACCUUAUGUCAACGGCGUCGACCUUAACUGCGGAUGCCCCCAGUCAUGGGCUUGCGCAGAGACUCUUGGUGCCGCUCUCAUGGAAGAGCGCGAACUCGUUCGAGACAUGGUCAUUGAGACUCGCCAACGCCUGGCUAGUGACGGCUGGCAUGUCGGUAAGGAGCGAGACAUCGACAGCCCAAAGGGGAGGAGCGUCAGCGUCAAGAUCCGUGUGCACAAGGACCUAAGGAAGACGAUGGACUUUAUCGACACCGUCAUCGGCAACCCCCUGGACCGCAACAUCGACUUCCUUACGAUCCAUCCCCGUACCCGUCACACGGCCUCCACUACCCCUAUCAACACUGAAUCUCUCGGCAUUCUCCUGGAGAAGUACGGCGCAACACUCCCAAUCCUCCUAUCGGGUGAUGUUUUCUCCAUGGCAACGCUGCCCCUAUCAACAGUUUCCAAAGUACCCACAGAACCUUUGGAACUGAGAACGAUCGAUGGUCACCAUGGCUACACGGACUUCACCCCCAGUGGCACCAAGCUAGCCGGCCUCAUGUCUGCUCGAGGUAUCCUCGCAAAUCCUGCCCUCUACGCUGGCUUUGAGUCUUGUCCGUGGUACGCCGUCGAAUCCUUCAUGCGCCAUGUCGUACGCGCCCCAAUGCCAGUGAAGCUAGUGCAGCAUCACCUCCACGAGAUGUGCGGACCAGGCAUGGGCCCGGACAAGCGUGCAUUGUUGAACAAGCAGGAGAGGGCAGCGCUCCUCGCUCUAGAGAAUAUGGUGGAUGUUAUGGACUUCUUGGAUGAUCUAAUCAAUCGCAAGACAGGCAGGACGGGAGGACUUCAUCGAGAGUCAAGACGUAGCUCAUCAAUUGCUAUACCAUGA